Cotesia congregata is the source of this 750-nucleotide messenger RNA. Lineage: Eukaryota; Metazoa; Arthropoda; Insecta; Hymenoptera; Braconidae. The record is from the annotation of a GenBank genome assembly.
AUAAUACAUUUUUUUUCUAACAGCAAACAGCAGAUCAUACUUGGUGCUUUCUGUAAAAUUAUUUAUCUGUUAUUUAAAUCACUGACAACAACAGCCAAUCAGCGCACAUGUCACAUCAGCAAUAUCAAAUCAACUUUAAGAACCGUAAAAAAAAUCCGCGUAGAAUCACAAGUUUUGAUACCAACUGACCAAAAUAAACUAGAAUUUUUCUCUAGGAUAAUUCACCUGACAAUUGAUGGUUAUAUUUUACAUAAUAACCAAUAUUUAAUAUUAAUUUCUACUGUAAAUAUUACUGUAAUGGCUUAUUUAUCAAGGUGUCAAAUUGGAAGGACUCUUCCAACUUUAGCGAAAUUAAUUGGACCCAAUCGAGUGAUCGUCCAAAGAAAUGUUGCUCCAGCUGCUGUCAGAGUUUAUAGCUCGACAUCUUUUACCAAAAAUGUCGCUAGAUUAUCCUUGCAAAGUAUUAACCAAUUGAAGAAAUUUCCAGGUACUGUAAGUGCUUUUGCUAGUCAGAUACGUUCAUCAAGCACUCAUGAUCACGUUCGAUUGUGGCAAUUAGAGAGAGUAGCUUCAGCAGCAUUUAUUAUUUUGUUCCCAGCUUCAGUUGUUGGUCCAGUUUUACCAAAAAUUCUGAUGGGUCUGUUGUACGCUCUCUCUGUGGCGACAUUGGCUGGCCUUGGAGCUCUAAUUUACAACGGACCAGGCGUCAGUGGAUCCGUGAAGAAGAUCUGGGAGAUGGGAAAUAAGUAA